Molecule: messenger RNA, 1223 nt
Organism: Eutrema salsugineum
Lineage: Eukaryota; Viridiplantae; Streptophyta; Magnoliopsida; Brassicales; Brassicaceae
Product: dehydrogenase/reductase SDR family member 7
Exons: 12
Coding region: 13-999 (328 amino acids)
Cellular component (GO): membrane
Molecular function (GO): oxidoreductase activity
Source: RefSeq, a predicted model, not a curated record
CGAACCAAGAAAAUGCUGACUCUACUCAUCUUCUCUCUCGGACUCCUCCUUCUUCUUGGUCUGCUCUUCAAAUUCGCACUCGCCGAUGGGGAUUUUACCCUGAUUUCGAAGAGGCAUGUGAAGCGUGAAGCCAUAGAAGGCAAGGUAGUCUGGAUCACAGGGGCUAGCCGUGGAAUUGGGGAAGUUCUUGCUAAACAGUUUGCAAGUUUAGGUGCCAAGCUUAUUCUCUCUGCGAGGAAUGAAGCUGAACUGGAUCGGGUUAAGAGCGAGCUCAAAGGUAAAUAUGCACCAGAAGAUGUCAAGGUUUUGCCUUUGGAUUUAGCUAGCGGCGAAGAGUCGCUCAAGCAUGUUGUAGAGAAAGCAGUGUCGCUUUUUCCUGGAGCCGGUGUUGAUUUUUUGAUUCACAAUGCUGCCUAUGAGCGUCCGAAAUCUAAGGCACUGGAUGCGAGUGAGGAAAAUCUUAAGACUACCUUCGAGGUUAAUGUAUUUGGGACAAUAUCUCUUACAAAGUUGUUAGCUCCUCAUAUGCUAAAACAAGGAGGCGGUCAUUUUGUUGUGAUUAGCAGUGCCGCAGGAAAGGUACCAUCACCUGGACAAGCUAUAUAUUCUGCUUCAAAACAUGCUCUGCAAGGCUACUUCCACAGCUUACGUUCUGAGUUCUUUCAGAAGGGAAUCAAGGUUACUGUUGUUUGUCCCGGUCCAAUAGAAACCUCGAAUGGUACAGGAACAUCAACUUCGGAAGACAAGAAAUCUCCUGAGAAGCGUGUGUCAUCUGAACGAUGUGCAGAACUGACCAUAAUCGCUGCAUCUCAUAACUUGAAGGAAGCUUGGAUUUCAUAUCAGCCAGUACUGCUCGUGAUGUAUCUAGUGCAGUACAUACCUCCCCUUGGCUUCUGGCUCAUGGACAAGGUUGGAGGGAAACGUGUGGAGGUUGCGGAAAAGAAAGGCAACACAUACUCAUGGAAUUUACUGUUUCAGAAGAAGACUAAAACAAACUGACACUGGUUAUCUAGAAAGUAUAUGAAGUCUUGUCAGUGUGGUAGUGUUUAUGUUCAUGUCUGUUUUGAUAACUAAGAAAGUGUCUCAGGAAAGAGUUUGCUGCUAUAUAACUAGUUUACUGUGAUGACUAGCACAGCUGGUGUUAGAGUGGUAAAAUAGUUCAAUACACUGGCUAGAGCUCAAUAAGUAAUAAAAGAUGGCAAUCAUUCAUUUGGCUAAUACAA